Molecule: messenger RNA, 3089 nt
Organism: Danaus plexippus (monarch butterfly)
Lineage: Eukaryota; Metazoa; Arthropoda; Insecta; Lepidoptera; Nymphalidae
Product: protein arginine N-methyltransferase 9-like
Exons: 1
Coding region: 227-2413 (728 amino acids)
Biological process (GO): peptidyl-arginine methylation
Molecular function (GO): protein binding; protein-arginine omega-N monomethyltransferase activity
Source: RefSeq, a predicted model, not a curated record
AACGUAGGUAUUUCAAAAUAAAUUGUCCAAUUUUGCAUAUUUAUUGUUUAUUUUUUAGAAAGUAGUAUAUUUUUUAUUAUCUGGGAAGCUGUCAAUAGUAUUUGCUAAAUAUGGGGAUAAGUAUGAAUAAUGAUUUAUGAAUCACUUUAAAAACGAUUACGAUAAAGUUUAAUUUGUUACGUUGUCUAACUUUAAAGAAUUAUUAUCUUCAUGUUUUCACUACACGAUGUCGGCCAUUGGGAGAGAGUAUAUCGCUUACGCCAGGCAGCUUUCCACAAAUGGUUGUUUUAGCAAGGCGAUCGAUGUUUAUGUAUCUGCUUUCGAUAAAUGUCCUGAGUUAAAACCUAUAUUUGAACUAGAAUUUCGCGAUACUGUCUUCAAGCAUAAUGAAGUGUUAGCAGUAUCAAAUAAGAUUGAAGAAAUUUUCGCAAAUUUUGGGAAAGCUAUAAAUGUUUUUCCUAAAAGUAUAUACCUGCUAAAUGAAAUUGGUAAAUAUCUAUUUAAAUACGGUUACUAUGAAGAAGCUUGGACACAAUUCCAAAAAGCAUUAUCUGAGGAUGCAGGAUACGUGAAUGCGGAAAAGAAUUUAAACUCGGUUAAGAAUUUGAUGGUGGAGAGGUGGCAUUUUCGUAUGUUAAAUGAUAAAAUUCGUAAUGACAGCUAUCGCGCAGCUAUCCACGAAAAGGUUGCUCCUUAUGAGACCAGUGUCUUGGACCUUGGCACAGGAACUGGUCUGCUUGCUAUGUACGCAACUGAAUGUUGUGCAAAAGCUGUGGUAGCCUGCGACAGCUCUGAGGUUAUGACCAAUCUGAGUGAUUGUGUACUAGAGGAAAAUAAUUUACUGUUGUCUGUAGAUAUCAUAAACAAGUCAUCCACUACAAUGGAUGGUGAAGAUAUAGGAGGAAGACGCUCACUUUUAGUCACUGAGUUGUUUGAUGCCGGUCUAUUUGGUGAACAUAUCCUACCCUCGCUAUCUCAUGCGUGGGCUCAUCUUUUAUCAGAACCAGCACAUGUAAUACCUCAAAAAGCAGACUUCUUUGUAAUGGGGGCCCAGUCCGAGUUGCUUAGUGCCAAAUACCACCUGCGUCCCGUUGUCAAAUCAUAUCUCAAUAUUUCCAAUCUUGCAGUUCAUGCUAUGUCUGCCGAUGACACAUAUGACUGUGAUGAUGUUUACCUUUACCAAGAUAUGAAAUUUGUGACGGAACCAAAGUCAAUUGUUAAAGUUGACUUUACUGAUUGUAUUGACAUCACUAACAAAAUAUCAAGCGUUGAACCAUAUGUGGUUGAACUGAAAGCUUCAGAGACGGGGAGAGUUGAUGGUUUUGUUGGAUGGUUCAACUUAUACUUGACUGAAAAUAUCACACUCACAACUGAUCCUAGAGUGAAAACGAGGGCUACUGCAUGGCAACAAGCCAUCUUCUUUGACAGCAUUCCAAGAAAUAUUAAGGAAAACGAAAUUUUAACUCACAAAUUUAAUAUGAUUUUAGGCAGGCUGUCAUUAAUCCCAAAUGAUGAUACCGAUAUCCUAAGAAUUACUCCAGAAAUGCUAAGAUUUUUAAAUGAUACUGAAUUUUAUCAAAGAAUAAAAAGUUGCAUUGCCAUGUCUUGUGUUUACCUCGGACAGAUGGCAGAUAUAUGUGAGAUCAAUGUGAUUGACUUAUGUCCAUUUCCGAUAUUUGGCCUAAUGAUGCUUAAACGUGGCAUAAAAUCUCUAUUCUGUUAUGCUAAAACAGAAUAUGAUAAAAAUUUCACCGAAACGGUCUUAAAGGCCAAUGACAUUGAUAUGGAUAGAGUGACAUUCUUGAUUGCUGAAGACUGGACACCAGAAUGCUUCAAAGAUGACAAGAUCCAUGCAAUAUUCUGCAAUAUCUUAGACCUUGGCGGCGACUUGGAUAUCAGAUACAAAGACAUAGCAUUGUUUUUAAAGAACAAUCAUCUAGUUCAGGGUGGAUUAUUUAUGCCGUCAAGUGUAACACUUGUUGGUCAAAUUGUCUAUAGCCCCUGGCUUGAAGCGAAUAACCGGGUUGAUGACAAAAAUGUUGGCUACCAGGUGGCAAAACACAUUAACAAGUAUCAAGUAUCACAGAAUUUUGGUCUAGACCUAACCCUCGUAGACUACACUCCAAUAACAGACCCAGUAUCCCUCGGAGAUGGUUUCAAGCUGAAUGCUGAUGUUAUUAAUGUACCCAUAAAGAACGAUGGAGAUGCCAAUGCUAUCCUGUGCUGGUACAAUAUAGAAUUGAUGGAUAAUUUAGAAGAAGUGUCCACAAAAAGGCUCUAUACAUAUGUUGAUAGCUUGGCAUUCCUAGCAAACCCUAGCAUUCCAAUGGUGAAAGGCAACACCGCAAAUAUACUUGUAUGUGUUGAUAACGAUGGUUCAUUCAAGCUAAUGAUUGACACAGAGACCGCAUAAUAUAUUUUACUAAUCAACAUAGGUUUAGCUUGGUAAUGUCAUAAUUUGUGGUCUUAACAAUUUUUUUUAUUGUUAACAACAUAGUACUAAGGUUGUUCUAGUCUCUGCCUUGUUGUAUUUAAAAUAUAUGAGUUACUUCUCUUUGGGACAGCUUAUGUACAUAACCAAAUUAAACACAGGCACAAUGUUGAUUUUCUAAAUAAAGAUUCUGUGUUAGGUCAUUAAUUUUACAGGCUUAAAAUAUAAGAUGCCAGUACUAUUAUAUUGUCUAUGCUAUUUAUUAUCUACAUUAUUAAACGAUAAGGUACCUUUUGUAUUGUUAUGGAAGAUUUGAAGUCAUUGAAGAAUCAAAUCUCUAUGUGGACAUACAUGUUCAGAACAUCAAAUGAGUAUACUAUUUAGGAAUAUUUGUUGUAGGUUUAACAUAGUGGCUGCAUGUUACAAUGACUACAAUGUAAGUCACAGCUGAUCUCAUUACGGUCUAUGUAUUAGAUGUAGGGAGUAAAUAACUCUGGUCACAUUUCACAGUUAAAAUGUUACCGAAUACUGUCACACAUAUACUGUCUAGCGACUCUACCUGUUGAUUUUUAUGUAUAUCCAAAUUUUUAUGGAAUAUUGAUGUCUAUAUCUACAAACCUAUACUUCAUGGUUACACAAUAAAGAGCUGGAUGUGGAA